CCAAAAACUAUUUUGAACGGAAUCAAGGUCUCAAUGAACGCCGUCUGUGACGUCAUGUACAUCAUCCACCGUACACACACAGCUCCCUCUGGCGGACAAUAUCGACAUGACAUCCCUUCGACAACUCGCCGCCUUGACCGAACUAACGUUCAAGAGCCAAAGUUUUGUUUGCCUUGAGCGUGCCCAGAACUAGUUCCGCACUUUAAAACGAUUACCCGUGGCGACAUUCAACGACAUAUUACAUCAUAUGUGACCCUAAACAUAAAUAGUGCUGCGAUUUGGCUUGGCGAGCUCCCCAAAGUGCUGACGAGGCUUGCGACCUUGAGAUUUCCGAGAAGUCAAAGGAAAACGGGCGCAACAUUCCUUUAAGGAGGGGGGGGGGGGUGGAAAAAGUGCCUCUUAAAGCCAAGUGAGGAUAAAUUACAAUACUGUACGCGGGAGUGACUUUUACACGCGUGCGCGUGCGCGAGCGCGAGUGUAAUGAUUAACUGGAGGCAUGAAGGUGAUCUUUGGCACGUCUUUGGCACUCUCCAUUCAUUGUCAUUCCUGUUCUUUUUUUCUUUUGGGGUUUUUUUUUCCCUCCAAACUUUCUGGAUGCGCUGCGAUUCGACACGUUGCCCUUCUCCCUUUCGCGUGCACACGAAAUGAAAGCAGCUGAAGUGAAGAAAAGGAAAGAAAAGAAAAGCAAAGCAAAGCAAGUGCGUUGCUCUUCUUCUUCCUGGGCUGACUGAGCAAGCAGUAGCCGGUACCCAAGCGAUGGACCCCAGCACACCAAUCCCCCCCCACCAAGAGGACGACGCCUCCAAGAAGACUUCGGGGUUGCUGGAGACUUUCCGAAAUAACAUCCGACUGGCGGCCGAGAAAAGUCCACUCACGCCGGGGUCCCGGGGGUCCAAGAACCGGUCGCCGUCCACGCCAGACAGAGCGCCACAUUCACCCGGCGUCACGUCGCCGCCGAGGAGCGCGGCGGCGCGCCUCCGGACCAAAGACGGCGACGACGACCACGACCAAUCGCCGAAAAGCAGAGCCGUGAUGCAUUCGAGGACAGAACCCAACCUGGCCCGACUGGAUUCCCUCCUGAAGAAGGGAGCGUCCAUUCGUCGCAGCCUGAGAUUCAGCUCCAAGAAGGGCAAGCGACAGGACGCCUUGCUGGCCGUCCAGGGGGAGGCCAAGGAGGAAGACGAGGAUGAGGAAGGAGAGGAAGACGACGGCGAAGCGGAAGCAUGGGAGGAGAUGGAGGAGGCGUACACGUUGCCCGAAUUGCCGCACGUUCCUCUCUCAGUGAUGCAGAUCAGCAAGCUGAUCGAGAUGGAGGUCCUGGAGGAGGCGCACCUCCACCUGCUGGCUCUGCGGGCGGAGUUCCAGCGGGAGCGUCUCGGCCUGGACCGGGAGGACUCCACGGUGGAGCUGGCCAAGAAGGAGAAGGACCUGAGCCUCCUCUACGCCGACCUGCGGCUGAAGAUCGCCGGCAUCGUGCGCACCUCCGUCUCGCUGCCCGCCAGGAACAAGGGCCUCCUGGUCCACGUGGCCCGCAUCGUCCAGGAGGAGGACAAGCGGGCCCGGGAAGCCGGCGGUCUCCACGGGAGCUGGAUGGACGCCUGGAGGGAGGCGGUGGAGCAGGGCGCCCGGGAAAAGGUGGACGCCGUCCAUCUGGAGCCGACGAACCAAAGUAACGCCUCGUGGCUGGCGGUCCACCUGGGUCUUCUGGGCAAGGCAGUGGUGGAGGAUCUGGAGAAGGUGAAGCGCGAGCUGCGCCGGUCGUACCCGCCCAGCUUCCGGGUGUUCGCCACCUACGUGCGCAGCUACCACGCCGCCGUCGGCCGGCACCUGCGCGUGCUGGAGGGCCGCGCCGCCCAGCUCAAGGACCUCUACGCCCUGCUGGACUGGAUGGUGCACCGUUACCGCAGCGAGCGUCUGAUGGCGAGCCCCGCCCUGGAGCCCGACAUGAGCCACGUCGACAUCGACCUGCGUCUGGACCAAGACUUGCUGCUGAGGCUCAGAGACAAGUUCUGCCGCACUGUCAAGGAGGACAUGAGAGUGGCUCUGGACCGCCUGGUGGCGCUGGAGAACGAGGAGAUGUGGAGCGUCCGGAAGCAUCCCGACACGGACGACGACCACUUGCUCACCUCCAUGUUCCACAUGGACAUCUGCACGAAAGUGAGCGGCAACGUUGUGAACGCCCGAUUAGUGGACGCCGACCUGGAACGAGGCGUGGUGGCUUCCUGCCUGGGAGAGCUGCAGGAUUUCCCCAAGAGGUUCCACGCCGAGUUCCGUCGCCAGCUGUCCUCUCUGCCAGCCGACGAGCCGCUGUGGAGCGAAUUCCAGGUCACCUACAUCAACUGCUUCCAUGCCUUGCAGCGCCACAUUGACGACUCGUACGCAAGCGCCAACCCCCACGGGGUGGAGGCCGUGAGGAAGGAGGUGACGUGGCUCCUGCGCACCCUGCGAGAAGGCCUCGAGCUGCAAUUCAAGGGAGACGUCAAGCUGUACCUGCGUCGGAUGAUGACGAGAAAGUGGCUGACAAACGACGACGACUUCAGCGGCCUGCACGCUCGCGCCGAGCUUCUGGCGCGGCACUGCGAGGCCAUGCGGCCGCCGCACCGCCAGGACGUGGCCGGCGCGGCGCACUACCACGUGCUCAAGGAGUACGUGGGCCAGCUCAUGAAGACCAACUACUCGUGCAAGAAGCGCAAACACCACAAGGCGGCCGGCAAGAUGCGAGCGCAGUGCUCCGAGCUCGCCGACCUCUUCCAUCGCAUGGGCUCGCAGGAAGACUGGCUGGACCCCGUCGGAGAUUACCUGAGCGACAUCGUGGGCCAGAAGAACGAAGGCGACAUCAAAGACCACCUGCAGCCUCUACUGGACCAAUACCCGGACUUCAGCUCGAGGCACCUUACGGCCGUGCUGGCGUUCCGCGGCGUGCUGCGUGGCCGCGAGCAUCAGCGCAUCCUGCGCAGGCUCGACCAGCUGAGGAAGACGAAGAUCACCACGGCAACCGGCAACGACCAUCAUGGCCGCCGCUCGCUCUUCCGCAACAUGGAGGCUCCGCUUCGCGCCGACUGCCUGUCGGACGUCUCCUCCUUCUGCUUCACCUUCGUCUUCCCCGGCGAAUAGCUUCCACGCGGGAAGCGCAAGCCGCUCAUCUGUUGAUGCCCCCCCCCCCAACACACCCCCCAUCAAAAAAUGUUGUUUAAAAAAAAGUUGUACUCGAAUUCAAUUGGCACAAAAAUACUGGAAGAAUUAUGUGGCGCGGCUUUAAAUUUUUUACACCAAAAUUUUCACGAUUUG
Molecule: messenger RNA, 3288 nt
Organism: Hippocampus comes (tiger tail seahorse)
Lineage: Eukaryota; Metazoa; Chordata; Actinopteri; Syngnathiformes; Syngnathidae
Gene: exoc3l4
Product: exocyst complex component 3-like 4
Exons: 15
Coding region: 757-3114 (785 amino acids)
Biological process (GO): exocytosis; exocyst localization; base-excision repair
Cellular component (GO): exocyst
Molecular function (GO): zinc ion binding; DNA N-glycosylase activity; SNARE binding
Source: RefSeq, a predicted model, not a curated record